Molecule: messenger RNA, 1916 nt
Organism: Nanorana parkeri
Lineage: Eukaryota; Metazoa; Chordata; Amphibia; Anura; Dicroglossidae
Gene: CLIC6
Product: chloride intracellular channel 6
Exons: 6
Source: RefSeq, a predicted model, not a curated record
ACAGAGGAGGAAGCAGUGGCCCCCAUAGUAGUGGAAGCUGUGAUCCUCACAGUGGAAGAGGGUGAAGUACAGAAAGCAGAAACUGUGACCCCCAUAGCACAGGAAGCAACAGUGGAGGGGGACGCAGGGCAAAAGGUGGAGGUUGUGACCCCCAGAGAGGAUGAAGUGGUGAACAUCAGGGCAGAAGAGGGUGAAGCAGGCAAAGCUAUAACUGUAGAGGAAGGAACAUCCGAGAGUCAGGACAUUGUUAGUCCAGCUCAGGUACAGUUGGAAGUGAUUCAGGAUCCUUUAGAACUUGACCGCAGUCCCGGGAAUGUCAGUGCCGAUGACAGUGCUGCAGUACAAGAAGACAAAGAAGAAGAGAAAGAAAGCAGUGAGAGCAGUGAAGGGACAUCCAGCAGUGAUGAGGAGGAGGAAGAGAAGAAGAAGGAACUGAAAGAAGCAGAGGAAGAUAGAACAGGAGAAAAUGAAGAUGAGGAGCAGAAGGUGGCUGAGGAAGAAUCCACGGAGCAGCUAGAAGCUGAUACGAAUACAGAGGAGCCAGGCAAGGAAGUUUUAGAAAGUGUGGCUGAUGAGGAAGCAUCUCAAGCAGCCAGUGAAGAAGAGAAACCAGAAAUGGACCCACAGGAAGGAGAUGCAGAGAAGCCAGGAACCGUGGCAGAUGCCCCACUGGAAGAACCUGACAGUACACUGGACACCACAGCACCAGCGGAGAGCCCCCCAGCACAGGACUAUACUGUCCUAGAAGAAGAGGCUGACCUGCAACAAGUCAUUGAAGAAGCUCCUACAGAGGAGGCCGAAACCAAGGACACCCCGACACAGAUUCUUCCAGAAGAGGAGGCCCAGCCAGAAGGUCCUGAUGCCGGGGAGGACACAACUAUAGGAGACGAGAUUAGGGAAAAUGGAACCAGUCCUGCAAGCGUCCCAGAAACCCCAGUGGAGAGCAGUGACCUACCCCAGGAACACGACAUUUCCCUGUUUGUCAAGGCCGGUAGUGACGGUGAAAGUAUCGGCAACUGUCCAUUUUCUCAACGCUUGUUUAUGAUCCUGUGGCUAAAGGGCGUCAUUUUUAAUGUCACCACAGUGGAUCUGAAGCGGAAACCAACAGACUUACAGAACUUGGCUCCGGGAACGAACCCUCCUUUUAUGACGUUUGAUGGGGAAGUGAAAACUGAUGUGAAUAAAAUCGAGGAGUUUCUGGAAGAGAAACUGACAGUACCAAGGUAUUCCAAGCUUGCCCCAAAACACCCGGAAUCCAAUUCAGCAGGAAACGACGUGUUUGCAAAGUUCUCAGCCUACAUCAAAAACCCCAGGAAGGACUUAAAUGAAACUCUAGAGAAAAGCUUGCUGAAGUCCUUAAAUAAACUGAAUGACUUUUUGAAUUCACCUUUGCCUGAUGAGAUCGAUGCAUACAGCAUGGAGGAAGUCCUGGUGUCCAACAGGAAGUUUUUGGAUGGGAAUGAGCUGACGCUAGCAGACUGCAACCUUCUACCAAAACUGCACAUUCUAAAGGUGGUAGCCAAGAAAUUCCGAAACUUUGACAUUCCAGCAGAACUGACGGGGAUCGGGAGAUAUUUAAAGAAUGCGUAUGCCAGAGAUGAGUUCAGCAACACAUGCCCGGCAGACUACGAGAUUGAAUAUGCGUAUUAUGGUGUCGCCAAAAGAAUGGGGUCAUAGAUCGUCUCAGUGGGGAUCAUUUUCAUGAGGUGUUGGUUAAGAAGGGGUUGUUUACCUCAGGUAUAAAACCAAGAAGAUACGGGAGACGUUUAUGGGUGGAGCGUGAUUAGGGGACCUUGGAAUACUAAACCUGUCUAAAUACUAUCCUCCUGAAGAUAUCACUGAGAAGAUCAGCCAACACUCCUUUCCGCUUACAAUUCCAACUGUCUGUGCUGCCAUUUUCUGAAACAGGAAUGGGG